Molecule: messenger RNA, 1052 nt
Organism: Sphaeroforma arctica JP610
Lineage: Eukaryota; Ichthyosporea; Ichthyophonida
Exons: 2
Coding region: 92-847 (251 amino acids)
Cellular component (GO): cytoplasm
Molecular function (GO): oxidoreductase activity, acting on the CH-OH group of donors, NAD or NADP as acceptor
Source: RefSeq, a predicted model, not a curated record
AACAGAACAAUGUCUUGCAUACACCAAUAUUCGUUGCUUAUCAACAGUUAUAAAAAAGGGUUACCGUCACGUUCAGGACUAAACAACAAAAAUGCUACGCAAUCGUGUGUGCCUCGUCACCGGUGGUGCAAGUGGGCUGGGCUUUAAGUUAGUACAGAGACUCAUUGCAGCGAAUGCGAAGGUGUGCGUGAUGGAUAAGAGCUACACCGACUCACUCUUGCAUUCUCAAGAUGCAGGGGAAGGCCUUCAUCUGUUCGAAGGAGACGUUACAAAGCCGGAGGAUAUCUCAGAGGCCAUAAAAACGGCUGAGGAAUAUUUUAAUUCCCCAUUGCAAGUCAUGGUGAACAACGCCGGCAUUGGAGACGAGUCCGAUGUCGCGCGCACGAUUAACAUAAAUCUUAAGGCUGUCAUCGACGGUACUACACUCGCUGUGCACAAGAUGCAGAUGGAGAAGGUGGCUGGUGUGAUCGUAAACGUAGCUUCUAUGGGGGGAAUCUAUCCCAUGCCGUUCGCACCAGUGUACGCCGCCACCAAGGCUGGCGUAAUUCAAUACUCACGCAGUGUAUAUGAACGUUUAGAGAGCUACAAUCGCGCACAGAAAGGCAAGGAUCAGAUUAUCCGUGUCAACACACUGUGUCCUUCGUUCGCGGAGACACCUUUGCUUACUCACUUAAAAUCAUCAAUUCCAAAUGGAGCCAAGAUUGUGGACGCCUUGGGCCGAGCGCUAACAGCCGACGAGGUGGCGGAUUGCUUUAUGACAUUAAUCGAGGAUGAACAGAAAAAUGGCGCAAUCUUGAGGGUCACAAAUCAUGGUGUGACCUACCAAAACGAAAAAUAUUUUCAAUAAUUUUCAGUUCUUUUUGCUUGACAACAGAAAUGGUUGUUGCUCAUGUAGUUGAUUGUAAAUUUACACUUGAGCUCUGACCCAGACUUUGUCCCAAUGAACUGGGUUGGGGUUGGGUAUGAACGAGGGUAUACUAGUUGAAAACAAGAUUUCGGACGCUGCGGCUCCGCACCGUACUUUGUAGAAUUUAAUAAAAUCUCGUCACAGA